Molecule: messenger RNA, 1645 nt
Organism: Ixodes scapularis (black-legged tick)
Lineage: Eukaryota; Metazoa; Arthropoda; Arachnida; Ixodida; Ixodidae
Product: phospholipid-transporting ATPase ABCA1-like
Exons: 4
Coding region: 154-1392 (412 amino acids)
Cellular component (GO): membrane
Molecular function (GO): ABC-type transporter activity
Source: RefSeq, a predicted model, not a curated record
CCGCAGGUGGCUAUCCUGGCCAAGGGCGUGAUACAGUGCUACGGGUCGCCGGCCUUCCUGAAGAGAGCGUACGGCACCGUGUAUCGGUGCCGCCUUAUCCGGGAGUCGCCCGAGUGCAAGGCAUCCGAAGUGGAAGCUCUGCUGCAGAGGUGCAUGCCCACGGCGAAGCUGCUCUCCAAGGUGGCCAACGAAAUGGUCUUCUCGCUGGGCAGCAAGAAGCUCGCCCACUUCGGCCACACCUUCCGCAUGCUCAGGGAACAGGCCAUUAAGCUGGGCAUCGGCGACGUCGGCUUCCCUUGUCGGACCAUUGAGGAUGUCUUGCUCCGGGUCAGCUUCAUGUCCGGGGAGACCAUGGUGCCGCCCUCGGGGGUCGUCUACGACCCAAAGCUCAGCAUCAAGGUACAUUUGAUGCGGAGCGACGGCGGGUGUGGAGCCCGCUGCCGAGGCUUCCUGUCCAUUCUGCGCUACCGGAUGAGGCACUUCCUCAGCUACAGCUGGUUCUACACGCUGCUGCUGGCCAGCGGCGCAUUCCUCUUCCUCGUAUUCUCCGAUCGAGUGGCCAGCGUACGCCUGCCCCUUCCCAGGUCCAUUGCUCCGAUCCGCAUGGACCAGCAGAACGACUUCAAGCACGGUUUUUACCGGGCUGUGGACUCCUCUGCGGCGCUCGAGGAAGCGUUGAAAGUCAGGGCAGAACAGCAAGGCACUCAGCUGGUCAAAGUUCCGAGCGCCACGGACCAUUCUUUGCAACGCGACGUCUCAUCGGACUUCGGUAUCGAACUAGGCACGCAGUCUCUCGUAGCUUGGUACAACGUGCGGGUCCGUCAGUCCGAGGUCCUGUCGCUUCUGCUGCUUCAGAAUGCGGCGCUGCAACAGCUCACGGCCAGCGAGCACUACCAGAUUCAAGCGUGGAGAGAAUUCACGUCCAGUGGAGCCACCAUCGGUCCCGCAAACGUCUUCAGCUGGCUCACUGAUGUCGAGCUGAAGAUCGUCGGGGCCACCUUCGUGCCGCUGUCCUUGGGUCUGUUCACGGCGGCCGCGGCCAUCUUCCCAGCCCAGGACGCGGCCGACGGGGGCCGCCUGCUGCAGCAGCUGUCCGGCCUUCCCGGCCCGCUCUACUGGCUUGCCAACAUGUUCUGGGACUACGGCCUGGUGUACCACCUGUACCUCGUCCUGUUGUCGCCCAUGGUGGCCAUCUGGGGCUACGGGGACAGCGACGUCCAGUUCUGGCUCACGGUGGUGCUGCUCUUCCUCGCCUACGGCUGGGCUUCCAUCCCGUUCGCUUACCUUGUCUCCAAGCUCUUCACGAGGCCCUCGCGCGCCUUCGCGGCAGCGGCCACUCUUAAGGGGCCUCUCGGUGGGUGUGCGAGCAACACGGUUUCGUGUACUGCGUGACCACGGGACUUUCUUGUACUCUGUCGGACCGUGUAUUAACAGCCGAGUCUGUCUUGGGGUUCGAAGGCGCUUUCUCUGCUUACGGCUGUAAGCUUGCAUUCGCAACAAUAUCGCCAUUUUCAAUAUUCGGGGCUUUGACGUCAAAUGUGGUAUAGGCGGUAGUACAGAUUUGGCGCGCCGGCGCCUUGGUGUGCUAUGGUAGUAUUCCCGCUUCUAGUUUAGCGGUACAUUCCAGAGACAGGUGGUGAUCAAG